AUGCGCACUCGUUCGCAACAAGCAUCACCUGGUGGCUUCAUAUCACUUGAUGAUGACCGCGCCCCCCGCCGGACCAGGUCUACGAGAAGCAACACCAAUCAAGAUACUGCAACACCAGCGCAACCUGCAGCCCGCGCGAAGCCUCAACGUACAGCUAAAAAGACAGCUGCUACCACGAAGAAGCCUACAACUAAGUCUCAAACGCGGAAAACAUCUACGACAAAACGCGCGACGCGCCAGUCAACACGACAGGCUGGAAACACCACAUCUGACGAUGAUGCCCACCCUACAAUUAAGGAUGACGAUAUAACCAGAAACAUAUCUGCGGCCCAGAAGACCACCCCCGAGAAGGAACCCGAAAUUAUUGCAUCCGAGAACAAGUCAAAGUCUGCAUCUUUUGAAGCAGAGAAUGGCAGUAGUGAGUCAUACCCAUGCGAAUCGUUUUAUUACAAGGACCCAUUCCCCCCCAAGGACCCCAAGGAUCGCAACCAUCACGACGCCCUGGACUCCCAGGGAAUCAGGGCUGCCUCGUGUCUACAAGAAUUUAUCGACACCCUGAGCGUCUGCUCGCCUCUGACCGAGAGGUCGAGAACGCCAUCCUUGGCGUCAGUGGACAAGACCGAGGCAGUCCUGGCACCGCGUACCGCGCAGGAGUCGGGUGCCAUCCCCAGCGAGACUUCGAAAACCACAGAUAAGCACGUCAGCAAAGUCUCAGCACCGACUCCUGCUGCGGAGGAGCGCGAGCCACCUGCGGAACCAACCGUGGCGGAGCCAAUGGGAGCCACCCUCUCAACAUCCUCCGAGCAGUCUACUACUGCCUCAUUGGCUUCCGCUGCGGGCUCCGGAGGAGUGGCAGUCGUGGAGGACGGGCUGGUAGGCGCGCUGGUUACGGCCUUCGCCGGAUUGUCCUUGGACGAUCUUGCGCCUCGCCCGCCUGAUGAAGCGACUGGCACUCUGAUGGAGUCGACUACCGCGCCGAUUGGAGAGCCUGUUGAGCCAACCCGCAUCGCUCCCCCAAACCUCCCGGCUUCUCAACAACAGUGGGUUCGGGAGUGGGCUCAGCAGGUCCCUUCCACGGGGUACCUUCAUCCUAUCACGGGACAACUCGUGGGAGGGCCGUCGGCGUCGGUUGAGUUGGCGGGAGAGCCUACUUCCAACAGUGGCUCCCCGACCCGUCAGGAUGGGGUUCGGGACUACUACCUGCGAAAGCGGCGGCGCGAAGUUCAAGUGUUGUCCCCGUUGCAAGAAGAUCAAGAAUCGCAGAGCAGUCCCGGCCCCGGCUCAGGUGUUCCUAACGUGGUUUCCCUGGGAAGUCCGGGAAACCGGCCAUCAACACCAAACAGAAACAAGCUGACACCCAAACCAGAGACCCGGAAGCGCGCCCGCUCGGAUACCAGUGACGAAGAGCGCAAUAACCCGCAAACACCUGCCGCCAACAAGCGUCGAAACCUUGGACCUCCUGGAAGCACGCCGUAUCGACCUGCCUCUCGCCCCCGCGCCUUGACUGCGAACAUCACCCCGUACUCCGAAAGACGACGAAGGCGCGCCGUCGAGAAGGAUGGCCGCAUUCACUCAACUGCUAUUCGUGUAUCUCAAUUACUCGCCCAGCAAGAAGCUGACCGGCGCCGUCAGGCAGCAGAGUCUUCUGCCCCUCUUAGUUCAUUCCCGGGGCUACCGCAAACAAACUUCGAAUUUUCUGUUGAUAAGGCUUAUGAUUUUAGUCAGAGUCAAGGGGAAGGACAGAGCUUAUCGGAUCAGUCUUCCACACCCCAACAACCGGUCACUCCGGAGCGCACCAGGGGUUGGAACAUCCGUGGUCUGCUUAACUCUGUACCCCGCAGGUUUUCCAGAAUUAUACCCACCUUUGGCAGGAGCCCCGAACGGAACCAAGAGCCAGUCCCUCUUCAACCCUCUUCCGAGCGUGCCAGUCGAACGCAAGCCCCUGAACCCGACUCGAGUGCUUCCCAGAACCAAACACAGUCUAACCGCGGUUCAAGCGAGGAACCGCCCCAGAAGCGCGCUCGCAAGUCUUGGUCUCUCUUUCCGCAGCCUUUCGACAGGUCUCUUUACCUUGGGGAUCUCUCUAAAAAGAAAUCAACCACCCCGUCUUCUGCUCCACUAUAUCGUCCUGCUGAUAAGCCAUUAGCGGAAGAAUCGAAGAGUCGAAAGUCAACCGCGUCAGACGGUCAGGCGAAUGCAGAUCAGGCACGCGAACUUGUUCAAGUCAGCGAAACAGAAGAAUCUGCGCAAAAGAAGCGUAAGCGGUCUCUGUCGCCUGACGUGAUUCCUAAUCCUCCCGGAUGUAGCUAUGGAUUGGACUUGGAUUAUUUCUGCUAUAGCUCGGAAAGCGAAGAGGAGCAAGAACUUCCGCAGUCACGAACCGAACAAAAGAAGCCUGAUCAUUCAGCCAAGGCUGCUGUUCGCAGCGCCUUACGCUCCGAGCGACCAUCAUCGAAGAAGGUUCGUUUCGAUGCGAGCCCAGAAAAUACGCCAUCCAAACUACGACUGCGUGCACGUGCAACCGACCCGUAUCAUGGGAGACACUUCAUUGGAAUGGGCAAUGAUUCCGACACCGCUGCUCCAGAGUCCCCUCCUCCUGUCUCUCAUGUCUCUGAUGAAUCUCCAAGCCGUGCUGGCUUUGUUCCGAACCUCCAGGGUACAUUCCAACUAGAUUAUGAUGCUUUCUCAGACGACUCGGAAUCGAGCGGAUUCUCUUCAGCAAAUGCCCCUGCCCCUAGUCCUCUACCUAGCUCACCGAACGUCGCUCGUGUUGAUAUUUCCGAAAGUUUGCAAUCACCAGACCUCCGCCCGGCCCCGCGUCAAGUGGCUACGGCUCCCUCAACUCCAGCGAAGAUUGACGAAGAAGCUCUCGCCAGGGCUCGCUCACAGGCGGAGAAGUACAAGCCCAAGACUCCCAGUGGCCUUCGUACUGCAAGCCGGUACUCGAGUCCUAUGACCGCUACACCCGACACUGUAUCCGCAUCUGCGCCCGUGGCCACACCGACACCUGCAUCUGCCGCCGAGCCCGCACCUGAGCUUGAGCAGCAACCUACUGAGGAUUUUGGUGACGAUGAAUUUGCUCGCGAGGCUCAGUGGCUUUAUGAGAAUUGCCCAUCUGGAGACCUUGGCGACCUGGUGUGGCCUCAGCCCGUAACUUAUGAAGAGCAAGAUUUCAGUCCCGAAGCGGUUACUCUUGUGAAUGAGGCCUGGGACCCCGCGAUGAUCGACUUUGCUUAUGCCAACAUCUGGACACCUGGCCUAGAGGCAUUCAAGCGCGAAUUGGAAUUAGGCAUGUCCGAGGUUGCACAGGCAUAG
Messenger RNA from Aspergillus sclerotioniger CBS 115572, 3315 nucleotides. RefSeq lists its product as uncharacterized. The transcript is spliced from 3 exons. Lineage: Eukaryota; Fungi; Ascomycota; Eurotiomycetes; Eurotiales; Aspergillaceae. The coding region runs from base 1 to 3315 and encodes 1104 amino acids. The record is from RefSeq and is a predicted model, not a curated record.